Messenger RNA from Clupea harengus (Atlantic herring), 1135 nucleotides. RefSeq names its product EF-hand domain family, member D2 (gene efhd2). The record is from RefSeq and is a predicted model, not a curated record. Gene Ontology annotation, molecular function: calcium ion binding. NCBI's taxonomy places the organism in Eukaryota, Metazoa, Chordata, Actinopteri, Clupeiformes, Clupeidae.
CCGCGCCGCCUCGAGAGCGUCCACAACACAGUGCCCGGUGACUGUUUGAAUCUCGGAGCGCUACCGACAUAAAUCGUCGUGCUGUUCGGCUAGGUGGAUUAUCUCCUGCUCACGGGUCCUUUACGGAAAACAACACCAUUCUUACGUCGAAUUUUACAGACCUCUAACCGACUGCAUAUGGACCGCGGACACAACGGUAUUCUAUGCAUUUAUUUCGUUUUAUUUGCUUAGUGAGUAGUUAGCUAUAUUUUGUUUGAGAUAACAUUGAAAAAAUGGCCACCGACGAGCUGUCAUCGAAGCUUAACCGUCGCCUGAAGAUCGAGGAGGGCGGCGAGGAGCCCGUGGCCGUGGACGAAGACCACCAGAACGGAUCCGGUGAGCAGGAGAAGCACGAGAAGCCGAACACUGCAAACGCAGACUCGGAGCUGGGCGCCAAGCUGCAACGGCGGGGUGAGAUGAACGAUGGCGUAGGCGAUCACCACCAGCCCAGCAUGAAGGUGUUCAACCCUUACACCGAGUUCAAGGAGUUCUCAAGGAAGCAAAUCAAAGACAUGGAGAAGAUGUUCAAACAGUACGACUCGGAGAAGGAUAACUUUAUUGACCUGAUGGAGCUGAAGCUGAUGAUGGAGAAGCUUGGAGCCCCUCAGACUCACCUGGGCCUGAAGAACAUGAUCAAGGAAGUGGACGAGGACCUGGACGGAAAACUCAGCUUCAGAGAGUUCCUGUUGAUCUUCCGUAAGUCAGCGGCGGGUGAGCUGGCGGAGGACAGUGGUCUCCAUGUUCUCGCUCGUCUCUCAGAGAUCGACGUCUCCACUGAGGGAGUCAAGGGGGCCAAGACCUUCUUCGAGGCCAAAGUUCAGGCCAUCAACGAGUCGAACCGCUUCGAGGCGGAGAUCCGCCAGGAGCAGGAGGACAAGAAGAAGGAGCAGGAGGACAAGAAGCAGAGGCAGGCGGCCUUCAAGAACCUGCAGUCUGCCUUCAAGUGAUGAAGAGCCUGCAGUCUGCCUUCAAGUGAUGAAGAACCUGCAGUCUGCCUUCAAGUGAUGAGACACCACCCCACACCUGUCUGUCUGCCUUCAAGUGAUGAGAGACCCCCCCGCCCUGCACAGCAUUCCUAAACCUGUCUGUCUGUCUG